GUCUGAUUCACAAUUCAUGUGACGCAAAUUGAUGACCAGUGCCAGGUCAACCUUGAUAUAAACUCAAGUUAGUCUUCUCAAGCAGUUGAUUCAUGUUCUAAGUUUCAUUCAGCUUAUUCAACUGUCAACUUUACAAGCCUUCAGCGCCGCUCACCGGUGAAAACGUGGCGAUGGCAACUUCUGCAAGCGAAAAUCGCGACUUGAACAAACAAGUCUCCACAUCAACUGAACUCGAGCAAUGGACUACAGCCAGGGUCGGAUCUCCCGAAAUCCUAUCACGUUGCGCUUCGCUUAGCCCUCGAAGGUCGAGCCCACCUCAGCAACGAUUCCGGGAUGAAGAUGUUCGCGAGGCCCAACAAGACAGGCAAAGUCACAGGUCCGUCCUUUACCUAUGGAUUUGGGAGAUUCUAUCCCUCGUCCUUGCCAUAUGUCUCUUGGCCGUGACCAUUACGAUUAUCCUCAGCCAAGAUGACCACCCCCUCAGAGACUGGCCCUUGGACCGGAUCAUAACCCUAAAUUCUCUCGUCAAUCUACUUUCCACCAUAUUUCGAGGAAUUCUAGUAUCUAUUGCAACCGAGCUCAUUGCACAAGCGAAAUGGACGUGGUUCUGGUGCGACAAAUCUUCCCAACGCCGGAUGGGCAACCUACAGCAUUUCGAUGACGGUACUCGUGGCGUUUGGGGGGCGCUGAAGUUAAUGAGAAUUGUCACUUGGCGCAGCCCAUCGAUCCUCGUCGCUGUGGUUGUACUCGUGUCGUCCUUUGCGAUUGGGCCCUUCGUUCAGCAAUCCAUUGGGCAUGUCGACAAAAACGAAACUCUCGGCCUCGGCACUGGAAUAAUCCCAGUGACGCGACAUGUUGACGGCCUGAACACCAAAAUACUUACGGGUGACAACGAAGGCAUGGCUUUGAGGUCAGACAUCAAGGGUGCAAUUCAGACCCUCGCCUUGAGCCGCAACGGUACUGGUUCGGUUAUUGUGCCGACCUGUCCAACAGGAAACUGUACUUUCAUCGGUCUUGGCUCAAACACCUCCGUCAAAGCUGGGUUCGACGUUACUCAUGCUUCCGCCGGCAUUUGCAAUAUCUGCACUGAUAUUGGAGAAAUUAUCGAUCAUCGGGGCUUGAUCGACAAUCUUCAGGCCAUUAAUUAUAGUUUGGCAAACGGAAUUUCAAUCAUCAAUACGGGCAGAGAAGGAGGGAUGAGGGUUAUAUCAGGCGAUCUGUCGUGGACCAAUGGUAUAAUACCGCUAGAGACGCUUGAACGGGCUUCGGUCUCAUUUGCGAAUGUCACUGUCUUGACGAGCACGGUACUUGACGGCAACAUCAAUCAAAACAAACCCAAACACGCCAUAGCCGUCACUUGCUCGCUUUACCCUUGUAUUCGGACAUACUCGGCAAUCAUCAGUCGAGGAGUGCUAUCCGAGACUCCCAUUACGGAGACCCCGAUGAGUUACGAUAUUCGCGAUAAGAAGUCUCCAGGGCCCAGACAAGCUUGGAAUCUAUCUGCAGUACAGCUGCCUUGCCUCAUCAAAGGGAAGGUAUAUACCGAAGAAAACCUUUCACAAGGCACAGAACUCUCCACGGCUCCCGAAGAGUGUAUCUACCGCACUGAAAACAGUUUCAAGCUCCUGAUGUCACAGUAUUUCUCAGAAGAACUCUUCAAUGGCACUUGCAGUUGGGACUCCACACAGCCGAACUCGAUCAACUGUGGGAGUGCCAUCUGGCUUUCAAGGCUCUGGUCAAACGGAGAAUCGACACCUGCCAGCCUAAAGCAACAAUUUACGGAGUUUGCGACUGCUUUGACCAAUCAAAUGAGAUUCGGCAUGGGAAGAAAGGACGGCACCACAUCGGUAGUCAACGGCGAAUCCCUUCAACUCGUCACUUUCAUAGCCGUCAAACCAUAUUGGCUCAUCUUCCCUGCCAUACUGCUCAUCCUUGAAGUCGUAGCCCUUUCAUGGAUGAUAAGUCUAACAGUUGUUUACCGAGAAGAAUUAGCUGUAUGGAAGGGCAGUAUACUGCCGCUUCUGUUCUACAGAGAUUUCUUUUGGAGAAAUGCCGAUCGUGACAGCGCCUCGAAGAGGCUCUUAACAACAGAGGAGAUGGAGGAGCAGGCGGAUCAGAUCAGGGCCAACUUCUCUCGAAAUAUUUAGAAUAAUUGAGAUUCUCAACACUCAUUACUAUGCUUCUUAGACGCGAUUCGGGAGUAAGCGAGCAGCUGGUACCGAUGACUAGCGACAUGCAGCAUGGGGCGUUCAGGGUUUGACCUUCUGGCCAUAAGUCCAAUAAACCAAGUGUAGAGCAAUACAAUUUGCAUGUUUCCGUACAUCAUAUCAGCAUUUAUAAUUGAGCA
Messenger RNA from Colletotrichum acutatum, 2347 nucleotides. RefSeq lists its product as uncharacterized. The record is from RefSeq and is a predicted model, not a curated record. The transcript has 2 exons. NCBI's taxonomy places the organism in Eukaryota, Fungi, Ascomycota, Sordariomycetes, Glomerellales, Glomerellaceae. Bases 171 to 2147 code for a protein of 658 amino acids.